AAAGAAUAGAAAUGGAUGCAAGAGGAAGAUGAAUAAAGAAGAAUAAUGAGAACAGAGCUGUAACGUCGUGUGGAUAAAGGAAAGCAUGAUGACGAACCUGGCUCGGAUUCAUGACAAACAGAAACUGAAGUUCUUCUGGGAGCAGAGAAUCAACAGGCACAGCCAGCAAAUGGUCGAGGAAGAAAGCCGCAGGAAGAGCAGUGCGCUAACAAGGCUGAGGGGGCAGUGGUUAGUCAAGUUGGAUCAGAGGAACAAGCACCAACAGGGAUUCUUUGAGGAGAGAACCAGGCGAUCUCAGAAGGCACAGCAGCGGUCCAUAGAGAUUGAUAUUCCUUCCCCAUGAUGUUGCGAAAUUUAGAUGCAACAAAUGUGCCCCAAGCCAGCCUUGAAAUGGAGAAGGCUUUGAUUAGAAAAAAAAGGAAGCAUAAUUACCUGUGUAAUUCAUUGAAAACAUCCAGGUCA
Molecule: messenger RNA, 462 nt
Organism: Syngnathoides biaculeatus (alligator pipefish)
Lineage: Eukaryota; Metazoa; Chordata; Actinopteri; Syngnathiformes; Syngnathidae
Product: protein FAM240C-like
Exons: 3
Coding region: 86-343 (85 amino acids)
Source: RefSeq, a predicted model, not a curated record